AGUAAAUAUGGAAAUUUACCUCACCACAACAAGGCAACUGUAACAGACCAUUUGUUGAGAUAUGGUUUCAUGGAUACAUAUUCUGUGUGGUGGGCACAUGGUGAAACUUUAAGUAACAAUGUUGAUCCAUGGUUAGCUACAAGUGAUGUGGCAUCCUCAAGUAAUAUUGAGGAACAUGUUAAUAUUGAGGAACAUGUUAAUAUUGAGGAACAUGUUAAUGCUGAGGAUGAUAUCCAUCACAUGGUUUAUGAUGCAUUCUGUCCAUCUGAAAAUGAUCGCCCUAGAAAUGAAACAGAGUUCGCAUAUGAAAAUGUUAGGGAUGCGCCAAAUAGACAUGCACAAUCUUUUCAUGACUUGUUACGUGCUUCAACCAUCCCACUUGGACCAUCAUCUAAUAAUCAAACAUUGCUUGGAUGGUUAUCAUAUAUGCUGCACUACAAAGCCAAAAACAACAUAACUGAUGUUGGUUACAAUGACAUCAUUCAAGGCUGUAGGCAAUUGUUAAGUCCAGAAGAUCACCAAAAAGUACCGUCAAAUUUUUAUAAAGCAAAAAAAUUCAUGAAAAACUUAGGUUUAGGCUAUGCCAAAAUUGAUGCAUGCGUCAACAACUGCUUUCUGUAUUAUGGUGAUGAGGCAAAGUCACUUACUGCUUGUCCAGUUUGUGGUGAACCUAGGUAUAAAAAAUGCAACUCGGUUAAAACUCAAAAAAAGGGUAGGCCCAAGAAUUCUUUGUGGUAUCUACCCAUUAUUCCAUGCCUACAGAGGCUGUACAUGUCUCGUAAAACUGCUGAGCAUAUGACAUGGCACCUUAAAUGUCGUGUUGACUUGGAGAUCCUCAUUCAUCCUGCUCAGUCUACUGCUUGGAAGCACUUUGAUGCCGUUCAUCCUUCAUUUGCAUCCAAUCCGCGAAAUGUCCAUCUUAGUCUUGCAAUAGAUGGGUUUAACCCGUUGGGUCAUUCUUCAAGGAACACAGAAUUCUCGAUAUUUGCGUGCCCUGGUCAUCCAAUGGGUUCACAUUCACAGACACGCUGUCUAACCACUCAAGAGAUGAAGGCAGCUGAACUUUAUGUCCUACUAAAUUGUAGGGAAGUUGAUGCGCUUCUUAGGGGAACACGCAUUAACCAAGUUUACAACAUUGUUGAGGUCAACCCACGAUAUCAAUUGUCGACCGGUGAGCCAUUUUGCUUUGCGUGUCAAGCAAUGCAAGUGUAUUACAGUAGUUACCCAUCAAAUAAUCGAGCAACUCAUGGAUGGUUCGCCGCAUGCAAAAUACGUGCUAAACAUUUGGUUGACGCUUCUUCAACCUCACUUGAUAUGGAAGAAAUAUUCCAAGAUGAAGAGCCACCAUCCACACAAUCAAAUGAGCAUAGUUCCAACUUGGCAUCUACAGAACGCGCGAAUCUGCAUGCAGAAGGAGCAACAAUGGUUGACUUAAAUGGAGAUGCAAAUGAUGAUGUUGAUGAAAAUCCGAGUGAAGGAAAUGAAAGAUAUGAAGCAAGAGGCGAUGUUGGUGACAAUAGUAGUGAGACUGAAUGGUCGAUGUUGGGUGGGCCCAUCAACUCCGCGCGUAGUCGCAGCACAUCAGGGAGACGAGGAUGUCACAACUCUGUAGAUCUUGCAUGUGACGUUACACCAGUAUUGGACGCAGGGCAUACUCGGUCUAUUAGUCCACAAGGUUCUAUUCAUGCAGCAGCCUCAUCCCAUAAUGGGAAGCAAAAGGGAAAAGGUCCGAACAAACUAAAAAAGGCUGUAAGAAGACCAAAUGAAAGACCAUUUAUACAAAUUUCGCAUAAAGGCACCUUCUUGGAUGUUGAAGUCCCCAGAUUGAUUACGACCCUAUGGAAGACGGUUUAUAAUGGUGAUUACUUCACCUAUGACUUGUUCCCAGAACAGAAAAGGCUGCAAGUGUGGGAGUUGUUUAAAGAUGAACGGGAUAAGUGGCGUGCAAACAGUGAGUAUAGGCCGGUAUGGGUGCCUGAGCACCUAUGGCCUACAUUAUGCGCUUAUUGGGAUUCUGCUGAGUUUCACAAUCUUAGCGAGAGGGGGAAGAAAAACCGAGCAUCUGGGGAACGAGUUACACACACUACAGGAUUAGUGAGUUUUGAUGUGCAUGAAGAACAGAUGCCACCUUGGGACAAUGACGCUUGGGCAACUGUUGUUAGGGGAUGCCACAGCAAUUUCAUGCCAGGAAUUGAUUCACAGGGAGGCAAUGCAAAUGAUGUGAGACGAAAUAGGGCAAGUCAAAGAGCAACGAGAAGCAAUGCAACGGAUGUUGGAAGACAUGGGGAGGAUGCAGGCAUCUUUAUCACAGCAAUUGCUGCUUUUAGUGCCUACGGGAUGCGCCCGCCUAGUGUUACACCAUCAUUGCCUCACACUGGGCAAGCAUUUCCUCUUGUAGGGACAUCAUUCCCUACUGUUGGGCCAUCGUUUCAUGCUAGUGGGCCAUCAUUUCCUCAUGCAAUGCCAGUGCAAAUGCCAAUAAAACCUGCAUUCCCCAUGGGCCAAAUGGGGAGAUAAUCAGGAUCUCCAGGUACAUCUUCAGCCAAUCCCCCACAAGAUGAUUAUGGUUACCAGCCGAGAUUUGAUGCAGAUUACCAAGGUCCAUUUGGGUCGGAAUGAUCAGUGUGCAUGAGGUUGCGAACGCAAAACUUGGCAUGUUCUUGAUACUUGAGGAAAAUACUUUUAGUUUCUGGGUUUGUGAUUUGAACUUGUUAGGACAUUGGUGUAUAUGUCAGUUGGAAUUGAAUGGUUUGUGGUAAUAUUAACUGUAUUAUUAUGAUUUGCAAGUUUAGAAUAUGUAAAUGGUCAUAUUAAAUGUUGCAAGUGGUA
This is a messenger RNA of Rubroshorea leprosula, 2829 nucleotides long. NCBI's taxonomy places the organism in Eukaryota, Viridiplantae, Streptophyta, Magnoliopsida, Malvales, Dipterocarpaceae. The record is from the annotation of a GenBank genome assembly.